This is a messenger RNA of Dryobates pubescens (Downy woodpecker), 1390 nucleotides long. It is a transcript of the gene RNASEH1, whose product is annotated as ribonuclease H1. Gene Ontology annotation, biological process: DNA replication, removal of RNA primer. NCBI's taxonomy places the organism in Eukaryota, Metazoa, Chordata, Aves, Piciformes, Picidae. The record is from RefSeq and is a predicted model, not a curated record. Gene Ontology annotation, molecular function: nucleic acid binding; RNA-DNA hybrid ribonuclease activity; magnesium ion binding. Bases 26 to 910 code for a protein of 294 amino acids. The transcript is spliced from 8 exons.
CUGGAAAUGGCGGCGGGGCCACGCCAUGUUACGGUGGCUUGUGUCUGUGCUCAGUCACUCCUGUUUUAUUUCCAAGAGUGAGAGCAUGUUCUAUGCUGUGCGCAAGGGUCGGCGGACGGGAGUCUACCGCACCUGGGCAGAAUGUCAGGAGCAGGUGAACAAGUUCCCCUCCGCCAGCUUCAAGAAGUUUGCUACUGAAAAGGACGCCUGGGCCUUUGUGCGGGGUGCUGUCCUGGGGCAGGAGCAGCAGCCCGAGCCCGCAGGGGCAUGUGGUCUUCAAGCCAUAACACAGGAAAACGGUGACAAGAGAGAGGAGCUGGAAGGAAGCAUUAUGUGUUGCAAUACAUGCAAAAGGCCGUAUGAGCAGUCUGCAAAUGAAGAACACACUGCAAAGCGUGUAAAACAGGAUGAAGUAGCCUCAGCACCCACAGUCACUGAAGAUAAAUUUUCAUAUAUGGGUGACUUCGCAGUUGUUUAUACAGAUGGUUGUUGCUCAGGUAAUGGACGUAAUAGGGCACGUGCUGGAAUAGGUGUCUACUGGGGACCAGGUCACCCUUUAAAUAUCAGUGAAAGGCUUCCUGGACGGCAAACUAAUCAAAGAGCAGAAAUACAUGCAGCCUGCAAAGCUAUAGAGCAAGCAAAGAGUCAAAACAUCAAGAAACUAAUUAUCUACACUGAUAGCAAGUUCACUAUUAAUGGUAUUACAAGCUGGGUUGACAACUGGAAAACAAAUGGCUGGAGAACAAGUUCAGGAGGAAGUGUAAUAAAUAAAGAAGAUUUUGAAAGACUUGAUAAGCUAUCAAAAGACAUAGAAAUCCAGUGGAUGCAUGUUCCUGGUCACGCCGGCUUUCGAGGAAAUGAAGAAGCUGAUAGACUAGCAAGAGAAGGAGCUAGUAAACAAACAUCCUGACACACUGGGACUACAGACUGUUGUAGUGAGAACAACAGGAUUAACAUCCCAGUAACAACUGGACUGCUGUAAAUGUUUCAGAGUUGAACAUUGAACUGUACAUAUUUAUCAGCUUCUGGAUUGGAAGAACCCACAUUUGCUUCUGUAGCAUUUAUUUUACAAUCAAGUUAAUAUUUAAUUGAUGAUACAGAGUGCUUGCUUUUUUGCCAUCUUCCUGAAGGGCUGCGGUCAGUGUUUUUAGCUGUUUUGAAGACUUCUGAAUUCACUGGUAAAGGCAGGCUUCUGAAGAAGUAAUGUUAAGCCUCAAGAAGUAAUAUUCAGUCUUUCUCCUAAAUGUUGUGCAUUUUCUUCUUAAUGAAAUAAAUGCGGGGUUUGGUUUUGUUUUACAGUGAUACAUAUUAACAGCCCAAAAUAGAUGGGAGUGGGGUGACUUUGGUGUGUGUUGGUUUGGUAAGAAGUCAGGUCUUAACGCAAAUGUCC